This is a messenger RNA of Nematocida parisii ERTm1, 222 nucleotides long. RefSeq lists its product as uncharacterized. NCBI's taxonomy places the organism in Eukaryota, Fungi, Microsporidia. The coding region runs from base 1 to 222 and encodes 73 amino acids. The record is from RefSeq and is a predicted model, not a curated record. The transcript has a single exon.
AUGAAUAUAAAAUUUUUAAACAUAAAUAGUAUAAUUUGGGGGUAUACUAGGAGCGCACUGUGUUACAUGCCUUUUGGUAUACACUAUACAUCUCAAAAAUUCAAUUCAAUCUGUGCAAUUACUGAAUACACAUUAAAUGUGAUCGGCUGCUUACUAAUUACUUAUCCUAAAUCUACAAAUAAAGGUCUAUGGGCCUGUAAUUUGUCAGUCAUAAUUUUCUAG